Messenger RNA from Capsicum annuum, 885 nucleotides. Its product is annotated as UBP1-associated protein 2C-like. The record is from RefSeq and is a predicted model, not a curated record. Gene Ontology annotation, molecular function: RNA binding. NCBI's taxonomy places the organism in Eukaryota, Viridiplantae, Streptophyta, Magnoliopsida, Solanales, Solanaceae. The coding region runs from base 1 to 885 and encodes 294 amino acids. The transcript has a single exon.
AUGGGGACUAAAAAUAUGUCCCACGCUGGAUAUAUUCAACGUAAACUCUUCAUUGGAAGUCUCGGGUUUCAAACUACAUCGGAGACUCUACAUUGUAUUUUUUCUGCCUAUGGUGAUAUGGAAGAGGCUGUCGUGACUAGGGAUAAAUCCGGUAUGAGCAAAGAGUAUGGUUUUGUAAUUUUUAAAAAUGUAAGAAACGCUAUAAUCGCAGUGAAAGAGCCAUACAAAAUUAUUGAUGGUAAAAUGACGAUUACUAAAGUUGCUAAAUCGAGAAUUAGAGAGGCAGAUAAUGAGCAUCUACGUACGAUUCAUGUGUCUAACGUGCCACAUGACAUGUUUCCUGGUAAAUUGUUUGAGUUCUUCUCGUCUUAUGGCGUGAUAGAAAAGGGUCCAUUUGGGUUCGAUAAGGAAACAGGAAAAUCAAAAGGGUACGCGAUUUUCGUGUACAAAACACUGGAAAGUGCAAAAACAGCAAUAUAUCAACCUAACAAGUGUGUUGAUGGACACUAUAUGACUUGUUCAAUUGCCAUCCCGAGGACAAAGGAAACCCCGCGUGUUGGUCCGAAUUUAAAAUUCAAAUCUGGACCCGGUUUUCUUGACCGUUACAAUAAUGUAAGUUCAAGGUUCGAUGAUUGUGGCUCGAGGCCAGUAGUGUCACAAGUUGGCACUCAGUAUGCACCUUUUAAUGGCAACAAUGGGCAAAUGUAUUCACAAAAAUAUGAUUAUGGGCAUGUUUCUAAUGGUAACAUUCAUGGGGACUUUUCAACACCAUCAGUUAUUGGGCUUAACCACAUGGGCUCUUCUGGGCUUUGUUCUAAUAUGGGCCAUGCAGAUUACAACAUUUGGGCCUCAGGUUUUCCAAGGCCCAAACCAUUAUGGUUUUGA